AUGGCUCUAGCAGUAGUGGGUGGAGCUUUUCUCUCUUCUGCUCUUGAUGUUCUGUUUGAUAGGAUCGCUUCCCGUCCCGUUGUUGACUUCAUCCGAGGAAAGAAGACCACUGCUGAGCGGCUCCACAAGUUGAAGAUCAAGUUGUUGUCAGUUUACAAGUUGCUUGAUGAUGCAGAGGAGAAGCAAAUCAGAGAACCUAGAGUGAGGGAAUGGCUUGAUGAGCUUAAAGAUGUUCUGUAUCACGCCGAUGAUCUAUUGGACGAAAUCAAGACUGCAGCUCUGCGUAGAACCAUGGAACGAGAAGAUUCUGGAAGCAGCAGCAGAUAUCAGGUACUCAAGUUUUGUUCUAGUUCCGUUCAUGAACUUGAAAAAAGUCUGGAACCUAGGAUACUAGAGAUUCUCGGCAGACUAGAGCUUAUUGUCAACGAAAAAGAUGUGCUUGAUUUGAAAGAGGGUGUUAAAGAUAGAACACAAGCAAGAUUGCCUACAACUUCUUUGGUAGAAGAGUCUAGUGUAUAUGGAAGGGAUGAAGAAAAGGAGGCCAUUGUCCAGUUAUUGCUAGCAGAUGGCAUGACUGAAAUAAAGACAGAUGUGCUUCCACUUGUGGGCAUGGGUGGGAUCGGCAAGACCACUCUUGCUCAACUUGUAUACAACGAUGACAGAAUCAUGCAACAUUUUAACCAUCGAUCUUGGUUUUGUGUUUCAGAUGGAUUUGAUAUUACCAAAAUAACACAGUCUAUUUACCGGUCGGUAACUUCAAAAGUUUGUGAUAUCGAAGACCUUAAUAUGCUUCAGGUUGAACUGAAGACGUCAUUGACAGGGAAGAAAUUUCUCAUUGUUUUUGACGAUGUUUGGACAGUGGAUAAUAUGAAGUGGGAACGCUUGAGCGGACCCUUUGAGAGUGGAGGUAAUGGAAGUAAGAUCAUUGUCACAACACGUGAUGAAGGAGUUGCACGCCGUAUUGGUACCCUUCAAAGUCAAAAUCUAAAGCAAUUAUCUGAGGAAAACUGCUGGUCGUUGUUCUCAAAACAUGCCUUCCAGAACGCAGGUGGUGAUGCAGAUCCCUUGCUUGAGGUGAUUGGAAAACAGAUUGCUCAAAAGUGUAAAGGACUCCCUUUAGCUGCAAAAUCACUUGGGUGUCUUUUACGUUCUGAAUCAAAUAGUGAGAAAUGGGAAGAAAUAUUGAACAAUGACAUUUGGGAGUUGCAAGAUAGAGAGAAUGACAUUUUGCCAGCUCUAUGGUUGAGUUACUAUUAUCUACCUCCACAUCUGAAGCGUUGUUUUGCUUACUGUUCCUUAUUUCCCGAAGAUUAUGUGUUUGACAAAAGGGAACUGGUUUUGUUGUGGAUGGCUGAGGAUCUCUUACCGUCGAAAUCAAAGACUACGUUUGAACAAGUCGGAGAGAACUGCUUUGAUGAUUUAUUGUCAAGGUCAUUUUUUCUACGGGGACAACAUCCUUCUUCUUUCACCAUGCAUGAUCUUAUCCAUAACUUGGCAGACUUUGUCUCUGGAGAGUUUUGUGUUAGGUUGGAGAAUAAUGACUCUGUACCGGAAAAUGUCUGCAAGGCUCGCCACUUCUCCUGUAUGAAUAAUGCACAUGGACCCAGCACUUUUGAUCAAUGGGACAGCUUGUAUGAAGCCAACUUCAGUAUUUAA
Messenger RNA from Fragaria vesca subsp. vesca, 1656 nucleotides. RefSeq names its product putative disease resistance RPP13-like protein 1-like. The record is from RefSeq and is a predicted model, not a curated record. The coding region runs from base 1 to 1656 and encodes 551 amino acids. The transcript has 2 exons. NCBI's taxonomy places the organism in Eukaryota, Viridiplantae, Streptophyta, Magnoliopsida, Rosales, Rosaceae.